CUGCGUUUCUUCCUUGUUGUUUAACUUUGUUGGCAGGUCACGGAGUGCUUUAAAUUAUUGAAUCAGUGUUGUGCAAAAUUCUGAUCAACGAAGAUAAACGUUUGACGCCUCCAGAGCACAUUAUUCCAAGACAAAUGACACGUAGUUAUGCCACCGUCGCGUACCAAAAUUGAUUCGACGUUUAAAUUGAUUUCUCUCACUCUGUCUGGCUAUUUGAAGUUAGUCAAUGUAGCCAAACUAUAUUGACAAGUUUAUUCUCUGAAUUACCUCUAACUAGUUAAUCAACUCUAAAUUACUAUUUUCAAUUUUGUGAAAUCCUACUUGACACGUGUGCGUAUCAAAGUACGAAUUGUAUUUGUGGCAACAGUAAUAGGAUCGGCUUCAAAGUUCAGCUCGAGUCAGGUGUUACAUUUAAAAAAAAAUCUUUAUUUACCUAGGUGUUUGAAUAAACAAAUCUCCCGUCUGACCCAUUUGUCACCCGUGCUGACUACAAACUCGACUUACAUGGCACCCUCAAAUUGACAUCAUGGCCCAGAUAUCCAGUGGUAAUGGGUUCAAGCUGGACGUGACCCAGCCCAUGGGGGUUGUGGGUAAGGAGGAGGCCCUUCGCAUGGAAGCGGAGGCCUUAGCGAAACUACAAAAGGAGAAGAGACACACGCUCCCGGCGACCCCCACCACUGCCGCUCCAAGGCCCACUCCUUCCUCCAGCAGCCGACCAGAGAAGGACCUCAUAGUCUUCCCCGAUGCCAAGAAGCAGGCGGAGAAGGACAAGUUCCAGGACAUCGACGUAGACAAGCUGACCAAUGAGGAGCUGGAGAAGCUCCUGCUGGACGACAGCUUCGGGGCCAACAGCGGCAAGGCCUCGCGGCCCUCCUCGCUGCUGGGAUUCAACCUCAGCGCCUCCUACCCGGGGGGCCAAGCUACCUCUCCCUUCCCCAACGGCCAGUGGACGCCUUCCAUCCUCUCCACCCCCUCCGGCUCCGGCGUGUCCACACCAACCCACCAUCAGGCUCCCAUGUUCCCCUCUGCUCCGUUCCCCAAGCCCCAGACCUGCUCCUUCCAGAAUGGCUUUUCUCCAGCCAUGCCGCCCUACAUGGGCUUGCCUGGCCCGCAGACCUCCUUCAUGGCCUUCACUCCUAUCCAGCAGCCCGGAGCCAUGGUGUUCCAUCAGCCCACCGUCACCCCGGAGAUGGCCAAGCUCUUCCACAAGAUCCACAGCACCUCGGAAUACUUGAAGAACGGCAGGUCAGCCAGUACUGACCUGGAUGCUGCACCGACCUGUGCCGUGUCGCUGGCGCCCAACCCACCGCCAUCUGCCGUGGAACCACUUGCUGUCAGCCGCUUCGAGUGGCUGGACCUGGACCCGCUCAACAGGUGCAAAGCUGAGGGUGAUGAGGGCACCUCACCGGCACCGAGCGGCACCGUGACUGUAGUGGGAGGGCCAGCCGGCGGGGACCCCUGGGACGCCGUGCUGCUAGAUGAGACUGAGGGAGGGGCUGGCGGCAGCAGUCCACCAACUGAGGUGAAGGGUCAUCUCGCAAGUCGCUCUCAGCCUCGGCAGUUGUCGGUAGGGGCGGGGGUCACCAGGAGCCACUCCCUCACCAUCCCAGAAUCCGCUUCCCAGCACAAGCCAAACAAUCAGCACGAUAAGAGACCUGUGAGAGUACUGUACACCGCCCUGGAGGAGAAGGAAGCCCAGAACCUAGAAGUUGUAGCCUUCUGUGAAGACGUAGCAACCCUGAGGUCAAAGUUCACCCAUGAUGACCUCCACACCAACCCGGGGUAUGUGCUGAGUGCAGUCAUCCCUCAGAGGGACGGGGGCGGAGACAAUGGCUGUAGCGUCAAGGUGUCCAUCGAGAUCUCCGAGUCCCAGGAGCCUGUCACCUUCACCUGCGAUGUGAGUUCUCCUGUGGAACUCCUCAUCAUGCAGGCCCUAUGUUGGGUUCAUGACGACCUCAACCAGGUGGAUAUUGGCAGCUACGUCCUCAAGGUCUGCGGCCAGGAGGAAGUGCUGCAAAAUAAACACAGCCUGGGCAGCCACGAGUAUGUACAGAGCUGCAGGAAGUGGGAAGCAGAGAUCAAGCUCCAGCUGCUCUCCCAGAGCACCAUGAGAAGGGAUCUGGCACGAUCGGCGGAAGAUGACUCCUCUCCGGUGGACUUGGAGAGGCACCUGACCCAAGUGGAGAGGCUGUUUAAGGAAAAGGUCACCAGGCAAGGCCUGGCCGACUAUCUGGAAGGCUAUCACAAUCAAGUCAACAUCUGCCUGCAGAAUGAGAGUACCCAGUAUAAGACUGUGGAUGGGGUGGUUCAGAUGGUGAAGAACCUGUGCUGUGCCCUGGAUGAGGUAGAGACCCAGGCCAUCACGGAGGCAGUCAAGAAAGUCAAACGCUCAGUCAACCUCCCCAGGACACGCUCGCCAGAGGUGGGCUCCAAAUCCUUAGGUGGCUCGGCAAAUGGUCACCUCAGCCCCGUAGAGGAGAGCAUGUGCUUCCUGACGGAUGCAGUCUAUGACCUGGCCAAGCUCUACCUGCGCUCCUUCUGCCCCGCCUCCUCUUCCUCUAGCUCCUCGCCUGACUCCUCCUUAUCCAUCUCCCAGCAUGCCGAGGGGGAGUCUCCUGUGGAGGGGCGUAGCUGUAAGGAGGCCUCGGGCACCACUGACCAUCUGCAGUUCACCCUGUUCGCCAUGCAUGGCAUCCCUGCGUCUUGGGUCAGCAGCUAUGAGAAGUACUACCUGAUGUGUGCUCUGACACACAAUGGCCGGAACCUGUUCAAGCCUAUCCAGUCCAAGAAAGUCGGCACCUACAAGAGCUUCUUCUACCACAUCAAAUGGGACGAACUGAUCAACUUCCCAAUGGCGGUGGCCCUGCUUCCAUUGGAGUCCAUGCUGACUCUCUCUCUCUUCGGGGUUCUGAACCAGAACGCCAGCGGCUCCCCAGACUCCAACAAACAACGCAAAGGACCAGAGCUGCUGGGCAAAGUCUCCCUGCCCCUAUUUGACUUUCGACGGGUGCUGAUGAGUGGGACCAAGCUGCUGUGUCUGUGGACGUCUCCUCAGCCUUCCUCUGCUGCAGCCGGGAGCCGGAGGAAGAACCUGGCUGAGAGGAUCAUACUGCAGGUGGACUUCCCCAGUCCAGCGGUGGAUGUGCUGUACGUGGGACCCCAGGAGAGACCCAGCCCUGAUCCAAACACCCUGGAGGAGCUUGACCCUGACCUGCGUCGCCAGGUGGACAGACUCUGCAGCCGAGCCUCCACCUUCGGGUUGACGCGGGCCGACCGCCAGCUGCUGUGGGAUCAGCGGCAUCACUGCCGGGCCCACACCCAUAGCCUGCCCAAGGUGCUGGCCAGCGCCCCCAGCUGGGACUGGGGCAGCAUGGCUGAGAUCCACUCCCUCCUCCAUCACUGGCCCUCGCUUCAACCAGUCUGUGCCCUGGAGCUGCUUCACUCUAAGUUUGCUGACACAGAGGUGAGGAGUGUGGCUGUCGGCUGGAUCGAAUCCAGCAGUGAUGACGAGUUGGCCGACUACCUGCCUCAACUAGUGCAGGCCCUGAAGUUUGAGUGUCACCUAAAGAAUGCCUUGGUCAUGUUCCUAUUGUCCAGAGCACAGGGCAACGUCAGUAUCGCCCACUACCUGUACUGGCUACUGAGAGAUGCAGUUCUAGACCCUGCGUUUGGCCGGAGGUACGACCAAGUGCUGGGGUCCCUGCUGUGUCUGUGUGGGGCCGGCCUCCGGGAUGAGCUGGACAAACAGACCCGCCUGGUCACUCUGCUGGGGGAGCUGGCCGAGAAGGUCCGGCAGGCCGGGGGCUCCACACGACAGGUGGUGCUCCAGGAGGGCCUGGAGAGGAUGCAGUCAUUCUUCCAGAAGAACAGCUGCAGGCUGCCCCUCAGCCCCAGCCUAGAGGCCAAACAACUCAAUAUCAAGUCGUGCUCCUUUUUCAACUCCAACGCGGUGCCCUUGAAGCUGGCCCUGGUGAACUCUGACCCUCUGGGAGAGGAGAUCAACGUCAUGUUCAAGGUGGGAGAGGACCUGAGGCAGGACAUGCUGGCUCUGCAGAUGAUCCGGGUCAUGGACCGCAUCUGGCUUCAGGAGGGACUGGACCUGCGCAUCGUCAACUUCAAAUGCAUUUCCACUGGGAAAGACAACGGAAUGGUGGAGCUGGUGCCGUCCUCCGACACCCUGAGGAAGAUCCAGGCGGAGUAUGGAGUGACAGGCUCCUUUAAGGACAAGCCCCUGGCGGAGUGGCUCCGCAAGUACAACCCCGCUGAGGACGAGUACGACAAGGCUUCGGAGAACUUCAUCUACUCGUGUGCGGGCUGCUGCGUGGCCACCUACGUGCUGGGUAUCUGCGACCGUCACAAUGACAACAUCAUGCUGCGUUCCACCGGUCACAUGUUCCACAUCGACUUUGGCAAGUUUCUGGGCCACGCCCAGAUGUUCGGCAGCUUCAAAAGGGACCGUGCUCCAUUCGUGCUUACCUCUGACAUGGCCUAUGUGAUCAAUGGGGGAGAGAGGCCCACCAGUCGCUUCCAGCUGUUUGUGGACCUGUGCUCCCAGGCCUACAACCUCAUCCGCAAACACUCAGGCCUCAUCCUCAACCUGCUCUCCCUGAUGACGUUGUCAGGCCUACCAGAGCUGACGGGAAAUCAGGACCUGAAGUAUGUAUACGACGCUCUGCAGCCCCAGACCACCGACGCAGAGGCCACCAUCUUCUUCACCAGGUUGAUCGAAUCCAGCCUGGGCAGCGUGGCCACCAAGUUCAACUUCUUCAUCCACAACCUGGCCCAGCUGCGCUUCUCUGGCCUACCGUCCAACGACGAGCCCAUCCUGUCCUUCUCCCCCAAGACCUACACGCUGAAGCAGGAGGGGCGCAUCCGCGAUGCCUCCAUCUUCUCCUUCCAGAAGAGAUACAACCCCGACAAGCACUACACGUACGUGGUGAGGCUCCUACGCGAGGGGCAGAGCGAGGCCCAGUUUCUCUUCCGCACCUUCGAUGAGUUCCAGGAGCUCCACAACAAGCUGUGCAUCCUCUUCCCUCUGUGGAAGCUGCCAGGGUUCCCUAAUAGGAUGGUGCUGGGCCGUACCCACAUCAAGGACGUGGCGGCCAAGAGGAAGAUUGAGCUCAACGGUUAUGUUCAAAACCUGUUGAGGAGUUCCACAGAGGUCACACAGUGUGAUCUUAUCUACACAUUCUUCCAUCCGAUCGCGAGAGACGACAAGACGGAAGGAUUGGAGACGACGGCCAGAGCACCAGAUAAGCCCCCGUUGAGUCCCAGCUCCGGCAGAGUGGAGGGGGAGGUGAAGCUGUCCGUGUCCUACAGGAACAGCACACUCUUUAUCAUGGUCAUGCACAUCCGGGACCUGGUAUCUGAGGAGGGGACAGACCCUAACCCCUAUGUGAAAACCUACUUGCUCCCAGACCCCCACAAAACCUCCAAGCGCAAAACAAAGACAUCCAGGAAGACCAGGAAUCCCACUUUCAACGAAAUGCUGGUGUACAGUGGCUACAGCAAGGAGACCCUGGGGCUGCGGGAGCUACAACUGAGCGUGCUCAGUGCCGAGUCGCUGAGAGAGAACUGCUACCUAGGCGGCGUCACGCUCACACUCAAAGACUUCGACCUCAGUAAGGAGACGAUCAAGUGGUACAAGCUGACUGCCGUGCCCUACUUCUAGAUGACUCCACCUGAGAAAAACGCUGCUUAUCAAGAAAACUCGAGAUGCAGCGGAACACCCCAGUGUGGUGCCUCAAAUCCUCCCCCUUCCUCCUCAAGACCCUGUCCAGAAACCACCCUUUACCCCUUUAGGACCUGUCCAGAAACAACCCCUAGCCCCUUUAGGACCUGUCCAGAAACAACCCCUAGCCCCUUUAGGACCUGUCCAGAAACCACCCCUUACCCCUUUAGGCCCUGUCCAGAAACCACCCCUUACCCCUUUAGGCCCUGUCCAGAAACCACCCCUAGCCCCUUUAGGCCCUGUCCAGAAACCACCCCUUUAGGCCCUGUCCAGAAACCACCCCUAGCCCCUUAACCCUUUUGUUAGAUCUCAAAGCAUGAUAAGCAAUAUGGUUGUAGCACCGACCUUUCAGGUCUACACAAGUGCCUAGAUAGAUGGGGGGCUAGGGGUUUAUUCUGGGUAGGGCCAUUCUCUCUCCCUCACUAAUCAAGGUUUUUUCUCCUUGUUUGCUACAAUCUCCACUUAUUUAGUUUGUCCUAAACUAUAACACGAGAGCUGUAAUGUUUUGUACAUUUUGACAUUCGAGGACCAAAACAUCUUACCUUCAGAAGAGUAUAUAUAGAUUGACACUUUUUAAUUUUUUUUAUAGUGGCUCAUUUUUACAAAAAAAUAAUAAUUCUACGUAAACAAAUAGGAAGCGUCUGGUUUCCUGCUAAACUAGCUGAGAACGUCUGGGAAUGUGCCCAUCACAAACCAGACUCCAGGAAAGAGUGUUCUUGUGUUUCCCAAUCACAUGCCAAAAGAACUGAUGAUGGCAAACCACUCUCCCAAAGGGGAACCGAUCAUGGUGCCUUGUUUGUGUUCACAAUCUCUUGUACACUCCACUUUAGCCUUAUUGCAAUGUAUUUUAUUUUAAAAAAUGUGAUAUUCCAAUUGAAAACAAUACAUCUAUUCUGUCAAAUAAUGUCAACAGUUCUCAGUGUGAGCAGAGUUGUGGACAAGCAUCAGAAGGUGUUGGAACGGUCACCUCCCACUUGUAUGCACACUACCAUAUAUUUAAUAUGGUAAAAACUUGACUUUUCACAGCACACUUUUGGGGAAGACAAGUUGCCUCAACGCUGAUCCAAUGCCAGUUUGAUAUUUCACCUCUUAUUGGUUUUAAGGGUAGAAUUUAGAGUGGGGUAAGCUGAUUGUAAACUUGUGCUCAAGAGGUAACUGGACAAAAAAAGGGAAAGCCAUCCAGGUCAGGAGAUACACUGCUUCCUCUGAGCUGCUUACAAACCUAAAGAUGAAAUAAUGAAUUCAUCCAGGAGGGGUUUUCAAGAGAAUGUCAACAAAGACAAUUAUGAUGAGCGACUUGAUCUCCUAUUUUAAUGACUGUAUGAGUUUCUAUUAACAUGGCCAGUUAUUUAUUCUUAAUUGGUUACCUUAACCCGAAUGAAUCGGUGUGUACUGUAAUCCCUCUUUCCUAAAGCAAAUUAAAUGUUUUUUGAACAAAGA
Molecule: messenger RNA, 7171 nt
Organism: Oncorhynchus tshawytscha (Chinook salmon)
Lineage: Eukaryota; Metazoa; Chordata; Actinopteri; Salmoniformes; Salmonidae
Product: phosphatidylinositol 4-phosphate 3-kinase C2 domain-containing subunit alpha
Exons: 33
Coding region: 527-5671 (1714 amino acids)
Biological process (GO): phosphatidylinositol-3-phosphate biosynthetic process; phosphatidylinositol 3-kinase/protein kinase B signal transduction; phosphatidylinositol-mediated signaling
Cellular component (GO): phosphatidylinositol 3-kinase complex; cytoplasm; plasma membrane
Molecular function (GO): phosphatidylinositol binding; 1-phosphatidylinositol-4-phosphate 3-kinase activity; 1-phosphatidylinositol-3-kinase activity
Source: RefSeq, a predicted model, not a curated record